This is a messenger RNA of Sparassis crispa, 177 nucleotides long. RefSeq lists its product as hypothetical. Bases 1 to 177 code for a protein of 58 amino acids. NCBI's taxonomy places the organism in Eukaryota, Fungi, Basidiomycota, Agaricomycetes, Polyporales, Sparassidaceae. The record is from RefSeq and is a predicted model, not a curated record. The transcript is spliced from 2 exons.
AUGGCAAGCAGCCGCUACGUUGAGGGCAGCUGGCGCGUCGUGCCGGACGGCGAGACUGACGGCCUGAUUGGGCGGUGCACCACGUCCUCCUCCGCCCCACGCUCCGUCUGCUUCGAAACCGGGCACGUCGACCAUGUCUCGCGCAAAGCCCUCCGUCGUCCUGCCCUCCUGAUCUAG